Molecule: messenger RNA, 2204 nt
Organism: Corticium candelabrum
Lineage: Eukaryota; Metazoa; Porifera; Homoscleromorpha; Homosclerophorida; Plakinidae
Product: hemicentin-1-like
Exons: 10
Coding region: 1-1974 (657 amino acids)
Biological process (GO): homophilic cell-cell adhesion
Cellular component (GO): plasma membrane
Source: RefSeq, a predicted model, not a curated record
AUGGAAAGGUCGUUUCUAAUAGUAUUUACAUCCGACGUCGUCGUCACUCGUCAAGGAUUUUAUCUUUAUUGGAAUACAUAUCAAGGCUAUAUUCCCAAAUUCCUGAAUGCUCUCAAUGGUGACUUCAUUCACACUAUUGUUGUUAAAGGAGACAAGGUCCAUCUAAAGUGUGAUGCUGUCGGAAUGCCAGAACCAAAAAUUGUUUGGAAAAAGCACGGUUUUCGAGUUGCUGGAAACGAUAACACUUUUGUGCAGCUAAGUGGUAAUGAGCUCAUUUUCCUUCAUGUUAACGAAACGGAUACAGGCUGGUACACAUGCGAAGCAGGAAACUACUUGGGAAUAAUACAGAGGAGCUACCAAUUAACAGUUCAUGUUUUUCCAGUUCUAAUUCAAAACCCUGACAGUAUUCAUUUUGAACCAUUUCUUGAACGUGUUCACCAAGCGGCAUUUUGGUGCCAAGUAUAUGGCAUUCCUGAACCUGAUGUUAACUGGAAAAAGGAUGGAGUGCCAAUAGAAAAAACAAGCACUGACUUUAGAAAAGGAAGUCAAUGGCUACUGAUUCGUUAUGUGGAACUUGCUGAUUUGGGAAAUUACUCUUGUUAUUUCAACAACUCAUUGGGGCAUGUCGAGUCAGAUCUAGCCACGUUAUCGGCAUCGAACGCUACUGACUGGUUUUAUCACUUCUUGGGCAUUUCCACUACCCUAACUCCGAUUCUGCAUCAGCGCGUUUACAUUUAUAUAACAUGUAUAUUUUGCUUCGAUUUGGGAACUUUUAAGAUUUACAAAAAUGGAGUAUAUCUAAAUGCUUCAGCAAAUGACCGAAUUGAUUUCUAUGGUAGCUCGUCUAGAUUUCGCUUUACCGUGUCAUAUGUGACUGAAGGAGAUAUCGGGAUUUACGAAAUUCAUUCCGUCGACCGAGGAGUUUCUUGGUUUACAGUCAUCGACGUUCAAGUUCCACCAAUGACAUCUAUUACAACUAUAGGCGAUGACUUAAAAUAUGUUUACAACAAACCUACUAUCUCUUGUCAAUCUACCAUCGUCAAUUCCCAACCCACUUUCGUCUGGUACAAAAAUGGUGUUGCUAUGAAUAGUACGUGGAAUGGAUACAAAAUAUCCGGUGACUAUUUCAAAAGUUACUUGACCUUACAAAACUACCCAACCAAUCAACAAGAUGACGUUUACAACUGCACGGCAAUCAAUAUUGCCGGAAAGAGCACAGCAAGCAUUGCUGUGACCGUUCAAGUGAUCGAUGGCUGGAUAGAGUCUAACAGAGGAUCUGAGUGCAGUGUAUCAUGUGGGUUAGAUUAUGGCGUCACAAUUGUUCAAAGAGUGUGUAGCACAAGUGGUGGUCGGUGUGUGGGACUAUCCGUUUAUGCACAAGCGUGUCAAGGACGUUCUGUGUGCCCGACUAAUGCAGACGCAACAUCACCAGUACCAUCUUUGAUUUCAACUGGACAAGCAAGCAGAACUAAAAAUUACGCGGCCACUGACUCACAAACGUCUCCUUACGUUCGUACUCAAGGCCCCACUCAAGUCGGAAAGGAAGAGUUGUCUCGAGGCGCGGUUGCCGGAAUAUCAGUGACUGUGACCGCCAUCACGGCAGUUCUUAUUUGCUUCAUUAUUUUUUAUGUUAUUUUGAAUCGCUUGAGGAAACAGAUAUCUAGUUGUGCCGACAAGAGCGCUACCUCAGAGAAUACUCAUGCAAAGUUUCCCUUUCGCAAGCGUCCACAAGAUGGUUCUAACUCAAGAGGAGAUAGCAACGAGCGAAAUAGGCCGAUUUACUUGCCACCACUUCCUGCUACUACAGUUGAUGACUCUGAACAAUCAGAAAUUGGACUAAAAGAAAGGUAUGAAAGUGCACCUAACGAAGAAAGUGUGAACGCGAACCCGGCAUAUGGUGUUGUAAGAUCUGGAAGGAACGAUGAGCAAAAUACCUAUGAAACGACUUAUCCAGUAUAUGAAACCACGUCGUGAUAGAAGAUGCAAACAUACCUUAUGCUGCUUUGUACAAACUUUGUUACGUCCAUUUUGAUGAUAGCUUGACACGUACUGACAAUUAUUGUGUUCUACUUAGUUUGUUCUUUUUCAUUGUGAUGCAGCAUAAGACUGUAGUCUGCCCAACAUAUGUUCAAUUGAUCAAUUUACAUGUGCUAAUUGUUUUAAAUUUGCGUACGUUUUAAUUACGUUCAACUAUAAACAAUAAA